UCCCCCUCCCACCCCCCUCUUGAAUCAUUGAGCUCGACCUUGCCCGGUCAUCUCCGGUUGACCCGCCAUGUCCUCAUCGUCGUCCUCCUCUCUCCCCGUGCCAGCGGACUGGCUGCUCCCUCUGAUGCCCUGCCCUCUGUGUGGCGACGAGGUUGUCACCGCCGUCGCUAGGACCGGCAACAACGCCGGUCAUCGUUUCUACAAGUGCAUCCGCUACGAUGCUCGUCAGUGUCGUUUCUUCGAGUUCCAGCGCACAUAUUGCAGGAGGAUGACUCAAGACCAGAUUGUUGCUGCGCAGCAUCAAGCCGGAUGGCACCCGGCUAGGCAUGGAUUCGCAGUUCAUCAUGGCAACCCGCCUGUCCAGAUGGUUCCAGCUGUCAUACAACCCUAGGUGCAGCAGCACGCCCAGCCGCAUCUUCCGCCGCAGAUCCAGGCUGCGAUGCACCAGUCGCCGCAGGCGGUCAACAAUAUGUUUGCUGAAGCCAUCAUGCCAGCUGCAUCGGCCGGGGCAGCAUCUGGUGCACAAGGACUGGCCGCAGUUGUCGUGCUCAUGGCUACUGUCAACAUCUUGCUCACCGUUGCCGUCCUGAUGGUCGUGCUUGCUAUGUACUUUGCUUAACUUAAAGUGUUGCUACUGCGUGGUAGUUAGGUUAGGCUGGACUAAUUGUAACCAAGGGUGGCUCCCUCUACCGCUAAGCCUGUUUCGCCCCUCGCCAAUCCCGUUUAAGAGAACUGUCGCUAUUAUGUUUAUUAGUAUUUUAUAUGGAACGUAGUAGUUGGUAAUGAAGAUCUUCUUAAAA
Molecule: messenger RNA, 800 nt
Organism: Triticum urartu
Lineage: Eukaryota; Viridiplantae; Streptophyta; Magnoliopsida; Poales; Poaceae
Source: RefSeq, a predicted model, not a curated record